Rhizophagus irregularis DAOM 181602=DAOM 197198 is the source of this 1245-nucleotide messenger RNA. NCBI's taxonomy places the organism in Eukaryota, Fungi, Glomeromycota, Glomeromycetes, Glomerales, Glomeraceae. The record is from RefSeq and is a predicted model, not a curated record.
AUGUCAAAUAAUAGCAAUAAUAAAAAAAACAAUAAAAAAAAUAACAAACAAAAGCAACAGAGUGACAAGACUAAUAAGUCGACUAAUAAAUCAUCACCUACCAAGUCAAACAAACAAAAGCAGCAAAGGUUUCAAGAAGAAAUACCAAGCGAAAGAUCUAAUCGUCAACAGGAAAGAAUGGAAAAAGAAAUCAAACAAACAAAGCAGCAAAGGUUUCAAGAAGAUACACCGAGCGAAGGAUCUAAGCAUCAAUGGGAAAGAACAGAAGAAGAAAGUGAUCCGAAUAAGAUGAGUAACAAAACUAAUAAGUCGACUAGCAAAUCGGCACCCAUCAAAACGGAAGAAGAAAGUAAUCUGAAUAAGACGAGUGACAAGACCAAUAAGUCGACUAACAAAUUAUCACCCAUCAAGUCAAACAAACAAAAGCAGCAAAGGUUUCAAGAAGAAACACCGAGCAAAGGAUCUAAACGUCAACGGGGAAGAACAGAAGAAAAAAGUGAUCUGAAUGAGACGAAAAAAACACCAAGCGAAGAAUCUAAUCGUCAACGGGAAAGAACGGAAGAAGAAAGUGAUCUGAAUGAGACGAGUGACAAGACCAAUAAGUCGACUAGCAAAUUGGCACCCAUCAAGUUGAUCCUCAAAUCUGUAAAGUCGAUCAAGUUGACUCAAGAAGAGUUUGACAAUGAGGUUAUAGAAAUUGAACUGCCAAAUAUUCCUAAAGAUCAACAAGAAAUGUUAUCAGAAAUGAAAAAACAAUAUGGGAAUAUUCGAAUUUCACAAAAAUUUGUAUUAGUGGUUAAAGAUGAUCAAGGUAAUGAAAAGAUAAUCGAUGACGACGAUACUAAUUUAGAAGCAAAAAAUCUAAAAUUAAAGAAACAAAUUGAUGAAGUACAAGCAGAUGGAUCUCGAACAGCUGGCAAAAUGUCAAAAAGAAUUAAGACAAAAAAGUUCGAGUGGUAUGAGGAAGAAUUGGAGGAAGAAGGGUCUGGUUCUAACAAUAAUGAUAAGUACGACGAAAAAGAAGCUAGGGCUGAAAUGAAGUCUAUUUUGAAAACCAUUGAUGAAACUCGAGGACUAGAUUAUAAUGAAAUGUUCAAUAACGCGAAAAAUCUCAAGAUUCGUCGUAAUCUAGUCCCUGAAUUGCGUUCAGCCCUUACUCUAUUAAUGGAUAUGGGAAAAGCUGAUGAAAAUAAACAUUGGGUGCACUCAAACAAUCAAGUACACGACGUUAGUAAUGAUUUAUAA